Molecule: messenger RNA, 1896 nt
Organism: Drosophila bipectinata
Lineage: Eukaryota; Metazoa; Arthropoda; Insecta; Diptera; Drosophilidae
Product: putative sodium-coupled neutral amino acid transporter 11
Biological process (GO): amino acid transmembrane transport
Molecular function (GO): L-amino acid transmembrane transporter activity
Source: RefSeq, a predicted model, not a curated record
UUAUCCUUGUUGAGAGUUUCGCAAUAUAUUUUUAUUGCAGCAGUCUCAACGAAAGCGUCGAAGCAACCGAAUCGCAUCCAAAUCGAACACCCGACAAAUCGGCGUCUGCUUCCUCCCAGCUCUAGUGAAUAUACACAUAUUUCCAGCAACAACCCACCUAAACUAAACUACAACUAUAAAACUAAAGCCAAACUCAACUAAGUAAACGAACUGAACUAAAACUGAAGCCAGAAGCUGUUACAACUUUUACCAUUUCUUGCUUCAAAACUAAACUUAGAACCGGAAUUAUAAUUAGAACAAACACAACCAAGUGAGCAAAAUGAACGACAGUCGACGCAACACGGCCACGGAAUUCAGUUACAUUUUGCAGCGUCAGGGCAGCGAUGUGUCGGUUGCCGAGGCUUAUGCAUUCGAUGACUUCAACAAUUUAAUGAAGAACAACCAUCAGACACAUCAGCAACAGGGCCAGCCGCAGCAGCAUCAGCAUCCACAUCAGCAACAGCAACAACAACAGCAGCAGCAGCCACAACAGCAACAACCACAUCAGCAGGAUGCUGUCCUGGGAGAGGCAUUGUCUUCCCUCCCCCAGGCCUCGUUCAACUACAUAAACUCCAUCGUGGGCAGCGGCGUCAUUGGCAUACCCUAUGCCCUCCACCGCGCCGGAUUCGGUCUCGGCCUGGCCCUGCUCAUCCUGGUGGCCUACAUCACCGACUACUCGCUCAUCCUCAUGGUCAGGUGCGGCCACAUUUGCGGUCGGUUCAGCUAUCCGGGCAUUAUGGAGGCCGCGUACGGCAAGUACGGCUACUACCUGCUCUCCCUCCUCCAGUUCAUGUAUCCCUUUCUGGCCAUGAUAUCCUACAAUGUUGUGGUGGGUGAUACGCUGUCCAAGGUCCUUGUCAGGUUCUUCCCCUCCUGGGGCGGUUCGAUGGGCGCCGUUCGGCUGGGCGUGGUCUUCUUUGUGAAUGUGGGCGUGGUCAUGCCCCUAUGUCUCUACAAGAACGUCUCCCGGUUGGCCCGGGCCAGUUUCAUUAGCCUGGCCUGUGUGGUCUUCAUUUUGUUUGCGGUCAUCAUCAAGCUCAUGUCCGGCGAUUAUAAAGUUACGGAUACGGCGGAAUCGUGGCGCUUUGCUAACUCUGACCUCAUCCCGGCCACAGGCAUCAUGGUCUUCGCUUUCAUGUGCCAUCACAAUACCUUCCUCGUUUAUCAAUCGAUGCGCGAAGCGACCAUGGAGCGAUGGGAGAAGGUCACCCACAUUUCGAUUGGAUUCGCCUGGACUGUGGCGGCCCUCUUCGGCAUCGCCGGCUACUCCACCUUCCGCGCCCUCUCCCAAGGAGACCUUCUGGAAAACUACUGCUGGGAUGACGACCUGAUGAACUUCUCGCGUGUCCUCUUCUCCAUAUCCAUACUACUGACCUUUCCCAUCGAAUGCUUCGUCUCCCGAGAGAUUGUGCGCGCCCUCGUCCAUCGUUUCGUGCUAAAGGAGCCCAUCAGCGAGUUCACCCAGGACAAGGACCCCAGCCUGGAGAAGGGAGCCGAGAUCGAUGAGUAUUCCAAAGCCAUUACCAUGGCCAUCGUGUUCAGCGCCUUUGUCAUUUCGCCCAUGACCGACUGCCUUGGAUCGGUGCUGGAGCUUAACGGUCUCCUGGCCGCCAUCCCACUGGCCUACAUCCUACCCGGCCUGGCCUACAUCCAGAUGGAGCCGCACGCCCUCCUCAGCCGCGAGAAGCUGCCCGCCCUGGGCCUGGUGGUGUUCGGUGCCCUGGUGACCAUACUGGGGGCGGCGGUGCUGCUGCCCGGCCUGAUGGGCGGAGACUGCCGGGCAGACAUUGUGAUGGGCUACUGCCGGCAGGAGUUCCAGAACGCCACAGCCUCGAAUUAAGCACUGGACGAUGGCAG